Messenger RNA from Ricinus communis (castor bean), 1774 nucleotides. Its product is annotated as endo-1,4-beta-xylanase 5-like. Gene Ontology annotation, molecular function: hydrolase activity, hydrolyzing O-glycosyl compounds. The transcript is spliced from 7 exons. Bases 1 to 1743 code for a protein of 580 amino acids. The record is from RefSeq and is a predicted model, not a curated record. Gene Ontology annotation, biological process: carbohydrate metabolic process. NCBI's taxonomy places the organism in Eukaryota, Viridiplantae, Streptophyta, Magnoliopsida, Malpighiales, Euphorbiaceae.
AUGAAGAUUGAAGAACAGAACAAUAUGGUUCAGCUGCCAGGUACAUUACUUUUUAAUUUUACAGAGAUUAAUGCUAAUGCUUUACCCUAUGAUUACACGGCUUCAAUUGAGUGCUUGACAAGCCCUCAUGAACCUCAAUAUCAUGGAGGAAUAGUUACUAAUCCAGAAUUGAAUGAUGGACUGAAGGGAUGGUCUACAUUUGGAAAUGCAAAAAUAGAGCACAGAGAAUUGGGAGGCAACAAAUUCAUUGUUGCUCAUACCAGAGCUAAUCCAUAUGACAGUGUCUCUCAAAAUCUUUAUUUGCGGAAGAACAGGCUCUACACUUUUUCUGCUUGGAUACAAGUUAGUGAAGGAAGUGUUCCAGUAAUUGGAGUUUUCAAAACAAAAAAAGGGUUCAAACAUGCUGGUGCUGUUGCUGCUCAGUCCAAUUGCUGGUCCAUGCUUAAAGGUGGCCUCACUGUAGGUACCUCAGGCCCUGCUCAACUCUAUUUUGAGAGUAAGAACACAUCAGUUGAGAUAUGGGUGGAUAGCAUCUCAUUACAACCCUUCACUGUAGAACAAUGGAAAUCUCAUCAAGAUCAAAGCAUUGAAAAGACUCGCAAGGCAAAGGUGAAAAUCCAAGCUGCAGAUAAGCAAGGAAAUCCUUUAUCCAACGCUAAAAUCUCUAUAGAACAAAAGAAAGCAGGCUUUCCAUUUGGCUGUGCUAUAAACAAGAAUAUCCUGUCCAAUCCUGCCUAUCAAAACUGGUUCACUUCAAGAUUCAAAUUUACAGUAUUCGAGGAUGAGAUGAAGUGGUAUAGUACUGAACAAACCUAUGGAAAUGUAGAUUAUUCCAUUCCUGACGCCAUGAUUCAAUUUGCUAAGCAAAACAACAUAUCAGUCCGCGGCCACAAUGUUUUCUGGGAUGAUCCUAAGUAUCAACCAGGAUGGUUGAAUUCGCUUUCGCCAAGCGAUUUUAAGAGGGCUUCCAUGCGUAGACUAAAAUCCAUUAUGUUGAGAUACAAAGGCAAAGUUAUUGCUUGGGAUGUUGUCAACGAGAACAUGCAUUUUAGUUUCUUUGAGAGUAAGUUAGGUCAAAAUGCUUCUGCAGUUCUUUAUAAGAUGGCUCAAAAAGUUGAUGGCAAUGCUACGUUGUUUUUGAAUGAGUUUAAUACUAUUGAAGAUAGCAGGGAUGAUGCUUCUUCGCGGACAAAGUACCUAAAAACACUGAAAGAAAUCAAGGGGUAUCCUGGAAAUGAAAAUUUAAAGUUAGGAAUUGGACUUGAGUCACAUUUCAACACUCCAAAUCUUCCUUACAUGAGAGCUUCUAUUGAUAUUCUUGCUGCAGCAAAUUUGCCUAUUUGGCUCACAGAAGUAGAUGUCGAAAGCAGCCCUAAUCAGGCACAGUACUUGGAGGAGGUUCUUAGGGAGGCACACGGUCAUCCGAAAGUCACCGGAAUUAUACUAUGGUCGGCAUGGAAACCAGAAGGAUGUUAUAGGAUGUGUCUAACAGAUCACAAUUUCAAGAACUUGCCAACCGGUGAUGUUGUAGACAAGCUAAUGGGUGAAUGGUUUGGGAUUGAGUCCUCAUCUGGCAUGGCAGAUGCCAAUGGCUUCUUUGAGAUUUCCCUAUCUCAUGGAGAGUACCUUGUGAAGAUACAUCACCAAGCUUCGAAUUCUUCCUUUGAUCAAAUGAUUGUAUUGGCCUCAAGUGAUGAUAAAAAAUUACCAUGUGAUAAUGCAUCAUCGAGCUUUAACAUGUAAUUGUAUAAGACAAAACAAAGAGUUUGUAUUA